AUGCAAGUAAGCAAACUUCUUGUGGUGGUGUCAGAGCUUCUAAAGAACAUGGCAAAUAUUGCUUUGCAGCGUUUAGGUCAAGAAAUCACUUGCUUAACGCAUUGGUUCCCGUUCUCGCGAGCUUAUCGCAUCAACGCAGUAAAUUUGACAAAUAUUGAUCGAUAUAGCUGGCAGAUUGAGUGGAAUAUUGGACGUAUCGACAUCGUUUAA
Plasmopara halstedii is the source of this 210-nucleotide messenger RNA. RefSeq lists its product as uncharacterized. The record is from RefSeq and is a predicted model, not a curated record. The transcript has 2 exons. Bases 1 to 210 code for a protein of 69 amino acids. Lineage: Eukaryota; Oomycota; Peronosporomycetes; Peronosporales; Peronosporaceae.